CUGUGGUGUCAUGAAUCGCGAUUUACAUCAUUAGAUACGCUAUUCUUAAACAUCUAUCUUUUUUUUUGGACCAAUACGAAGCUCUCCAUCUGAAGGACGAUCUGAUCCUGGAUGCGAUAUUCGUACGGUUCUCACCAUAUUGGCCCGGCUCUGAAUCUGUCAGUUCCAUGUACAUACACCGCUACCUAUUGCGAACUCAGGAAACAUCACAAGCGUACAAACAUGGUUCUUCAGCAACAUGCCAGUUCUCUCUUAUCCCGGGGCCCCUGGCGGCCCUUCUUCCAAUCCCACAUAUCAAUGCUCGCGUCUCCAGAAUUUUCUCUGGCCACUAUCUAUAGAGACAGCAAUGGUUCCGUGUACCCUCGCGUGCGUACGUGCAUAUUCCGUGGGUUUUGGACAGAACUUGAUUUGCGAGAGGAGGCUAGGAAACUGCUUCUGGAAGACGAGAAAGGAAGCAAGGAGGGUGGGCUAAACCCCACUGUAUUCGAAAGUGACUUGUUGACAUUUACCACCGAUGUCCGAAUGGAAAAAGUUGCUCAGAUGGAGUCUUCCUAUGACGGAUCCGAUUGGGGAAAUAGAGAUAGAGGCGGAGGCCCCAUUGAAGCCGUCUUCUGGGUCAAAGAUGCGAUGACGCAAUGGAGGAUUAAGGGUAGGUCAUUUAUCAUUGGAAGCGACAGCCGUGAUGCCGGUGAAUUGAAGUCGCGAGAAAAUAUACGGCAGUGGGUACGACGCAGAGAGGGCAGCGCAGAUGAUGAUGUUAAGAGAUGGACUUGGGAGAAGGAGAUUACAGCUAAUUUUGCGAAUCUAAGCCCCACGAUGAGAGGCUCCUUCAAAAACCCGCCACCUGGAACAACACGGUUGGAGUCAUCAAAUAAUCAUUCGCUCAUGCUAGGUCAAAGAGUGGACGACAUUCAUGAUCCUAUAGCAAGAGCGAAUUUCCGUGUCGUUGUCAUUGUUCCUGAAGAGGUUGAAAGUGUCGAUUUGACUUCUCCGGAAAAUGCAAAGCGGAUGAGGUGGACUCUAACCAGGCAAAUUGAGAAAGCUGAGGACUGUGGCGAAGCUGGUGAUGGAUGUAACCAGGGCACUUGGGAAGUGACUGAACUUUGGCCCUGACGAGCUUGAUCCUCUCAUCGUGUAGUGUUAGCAUGACGAGAGGACAUUCGUAUUCUUCCGAGGAGACGGCUGGAGGAAGUGAAGUGGGAGGAUAUUAACACCUUUCAAUUGAUAUAUCCCCUCUUCUUUACUGUUUUGUUCGAGCCUGGCUACAGAUGACCCCCAUUUCAUCCAACAAAGCAACUGUUUCUGGUAUGAUUCUAAGAUAUCAUCCCGUCAUGUGGUGCGAUCAAAACAAAACUCCGUAUUGCUUUUUCGCCAUUCCUCUCUCUCAUCCUCAUGCAAGCUGAAGGGAGCUUCACUCGUGUUGUCCAAAAAGUUUUAUGGGUACUUUUGUGUAUCAUUGAAUACAUUUCUCAAGCUCUGUUCUACUUAACAAUUUCCAAGCCCAACUCUUUUCACAUCAGAAAAAACCAAGAAGUAUAGAGUCCCUUUAUCAUAUUCCUUUCUUCCUUUCUUUCGUCACCCAACAAACAACCUUGGAAGUGGCAAACCAGCAUUAAACUCCCAACUCACAUUUCUGCCAUCUCUUUUCAGAAGACAAGUGAGAUGCGUUCCGACAAACCCUCUCUCUUACCCUUCACGCAGAUUUAAAAAACCUACAACGGGCUUCUUUCAUAUACGAUAUCUCGCGGAAUUAGACAUCUUGCGUCGCGUUGCGGCCCGGCUUGCAUCUAUCUCCCCUUUCAUAUUACCACCGCAACUACGAGCAGUCACAAAACUUAGGGCCGUCUCCAACGAUUGCAAGCUCAUAUCAGCCAUCUCUUCCCCCAUGCGGCAUUUUAUUCUCUUCUUAAAAAAUCUUUGGAGACCAGGAAUAGUCUACCAUAUCAGGGUAAAUCCACAAGAAGAAAAGACCGACUCU
Blastomyces gilchristii SLH14081 is the source of this 1978-nucleotide messenger RNA. RefSeq lists its product as uncharacterized. The transcript has 2 exons. The record is from RefSeq and is a predicted model, not a curated record. Gene Ontology annotation, molecular function: FMN binding. Bases 112 to 1113 code for a protein of 333 amino acids. NCBI's taxonomy places the organism in Eukaryota, Fungi, Ascomycota, Eurotiomycetes, Onygenales, Ajellomycetaceae.